CUAUUGGCCAAUCAGCGGUAGUCUUGACACGCCCCUUGAAUAUUCGUUUUCGGUGACUGAAUGCAGGUCAGAGGGUAAACAAUUUCAAUAAAUUUUUCAUUGAUUUUGUAGUUUUUAUUGAUUGAUGGUCUGAGUGACUUUCGCCAAAUUCUUCAAUCAUUUAAAAUGACGGAACAGCAAAUGGAUUGUGCUUUGGAUUUGAUGAGAAGACUGCCACCUCAGCAAAUUGAAAAGAAUUUGAGUGAUUUAAUAGAUCUAGUGCCAUCUCUUUGUGAAGAUCUCUUAUCCUCUGUUGAUCAGCCCUUAAAAAUUGCAAAAGAUAAAGAAUCUGGAAAAGAUUAUUUACUUUGUGACUAUAAUAGAGAUGGAGAUUCCUAUAGGUCCCCUUGGAGUAAUACGUAUGAUCCUCCACUAGAAGAUGGUUCAAUGCCAUCUGAAAGGCUUAGAAAAUUAGAGAUAGAUGCAAAUCAUGCAUUUGAUCAAUACAGAGAACUUUACUUUGAAGGUGGAGUUUCUUCUGUCUAUCUGUGGGACUUGGAUCAUGGUUUUGCAGCAGUAAUAUUGAUUAAAAAAGCAGGUGAUGGUUCAAAGAAAAUUAAAGGUUGUUGGGAUUCAAUUCAUGUAGUGGAAGUUCAAGAAAAAUCCAGUGGAAGGAUUGCACAUUAUAAAUUAACUUCCACUGCAAUGCUUUGGUUACAAACUAAUAAACAUGGCUCUGGAACAAUGAAUCUUGGUGGAAGUCUUACAAGACAGGUUGAACAAGAUGCCCAAAUAAGUGAGAGUUCUCCACAUAUUGCUAAUAUUGGUCGCAUGGUUGAAGAUAUGGAAAAUAAAAUUCGAAAUACCUUAAAUGAAAUUUAUUUUGGAAAAACGAAAGAUAUUGUAAAUGGUUUAAGGUCUGUUCAAUCUUUAGCUGAUCAACGACAACAAGCUGCCCUCCGACAGGAUCUCGCGGCCGCGUUGCAAAGGAGAAAUGCCAAUAAUUGAUCUUCCGAGGAAGAUCAACUUUCCAUCGAUUUUGAGGAGUGUCAAUAAAAAAGGAAGAAAUAAAAGAGAAAUCGUAAAUGAUGAAAUUAAGAUUCGAAUUGUUACAGUUACUGUAACGUGAAUUUUGGACAGUUUCCUGUGAUAUGCAGGGUGCAACGGUAAAGAUGAAUUUUUCCUGAAGUAUUAAAGAAUAAAUAAUUGAAUAUCAAUUAUUGAUUAUGUCGAGAUUCUGAAUAAAAUAUUAAGAGACAUUACGAGAGUGUCUGGGUUUACAUAUAUAUAUAUAUAUAUAUAUAGAGAGAGAGAGAGAGAGAGAGAGAGAGAAUAUGUUUAAAGGUAUGUAACACCCUAAGUUAAUAAUAAAUGUUUAAGCCUCGAAGUAAUUGAUUUACGAUAAUUCUCAUAGAGUACAUAUUUAUGUUUAAAGCUUUUCGUUUUUAAAUACAACAAAUUUAUAUACUUAGAUUUUACCACUUUGUGCAAUCUUUCUUGUAUUGUUUACUACUCAUUGAGAUAUAUAUGUAUUAAGCAUUAAUUUAUAAAGCAUUGUUAUGAUGUUCCUCUACAUUUUCAUAGUGUUAUGUAUUGUUUAUUAAUUUUAUAAAUUGCUAUAUUUCUCGUUAAGUCCACCAGAAUUUGAUCUAUGCAAACGUACGGAACUUUCAUAAUAAUGUCAUUUUACAUAUUUUUUAAAUAAAAUUAUUCACCGUCUGGUUAGCGAACGAUGUCUAAUGUAUGUAGGCAUAAGUUAUAAAACAUCUUUUACACUUGUACAGACGUAUCUCAUUUUUACAAUGAAUAAAUUAAAAAAAAAAAAAAAAUGCAGUCAUAGUACAUACAAGAUACAUUUUCGUUACUGUGUUACAUAUCUUUGACAUGUUUUCAUGUUUAUGCGUGUAUGUUGUGUGUAUGCUGUACUCGUGUAAAUCCGAGUCAAAUAUACAUUUAUACGUAUAUAUAUAUAUAUAUAUAUAUAUAUAUAUAUAUAUAUAUAUAUAUAUAUAUAUAUAUAUAUAUAUAUACAUAUAUAUAUAUAUAUAUAUAUAUAUAUAUGUAUUUUGUAUGUAUACGUAUAUAUACAUAUAUAAUGGCACUCGUAAUGUUUUCUUAAUCAUUAAUAAUUAUUAAUAAUACGAGAUAUAAGAGUAUUAAUGUUUGAAAAUGUAGGAAUAUUAAAGAGAAUAUUUGCGAAUAAACUUCUAACAAGUCGUUCACUAAUUUCCUGCCUAAGUACUCAAUAUUAGUAAAUAAGUUUCAAAUUGCAUUAAAUUUAAAUUUGAAAAAAAUAUUUUCAAGUUGAUUCAUGGUUUCUAAUAGCAUAAUUAAGUCUUUAAUCGAUUUUAACAGAUUUUAAUUAAACUUGACUAAAAAUAUUAUGCAAAUUUUAUGGAAUACUUUUUGUAAUUAAAAGAAACUGUUUAUUUAAUAUAAUUGAGUUUAAUUUUUUAUAAUCGCUAAUAUUGUUAGUUCCUGCAUUGAUAUUUUGAAUACGAUAUCAGUAGACUUAUGAUAAGUAAAAAAUUUUAGAUAAUAUGAAUGAAAUUGAAAAGGACAAAAUGACAAGAAUUUCAAUUUAGUUGUUUUCGAUAGUUUUAAUUAACUUAAAUGAAUGUAAUAUCAUGUCAGUUAAUAAAAAAUAAAAAAAUAGCAAAAUCAUUAAGACUCGAAGUUUCAGUAACGUGCUAUUAUAAGAACAACAAAAUAUCAUCGAAGGUUGACACAAUAGCACCGACGGCUUUUUUAUCAUUUAUUUAUCCAUUUAUCUUCCAUUGAUUUCCGCCGUAUAAACAAAUGCUCGUUGGUAUCCAUUUACUUAUAUACUUUACGUCUGUGUUUUUUGUUUUGAAUUUCGUAAUAGUGUACUUUCGUAUAUACUUGUAUAUUUUCAUAUACUUCACCACUGUGUGUACUUGUAUAUGUGUAUUCGUGUGUAUACGUUGUUUGCCUAUAUACGCCAAUGCUGGUUAUAUUAUUUUUUGAAAAUAUCUAUAUAGCGUCUGUGUGUGUUAAGGUUUUACUGUAUUAUGAUUUAAUACUUUGCACAUUAAUUUAAUGCGUGUGCAAUAGAAUUAAAGAAUAAUAUUUCAAGAAUAUAUUUUAUAACUGAAGUAAUUACAUUUGAUAUAUCAAUAAUUAUACCACUUGAAAUGAGUUUCAUUAAUUGUUUAGAUCCUAUUUAUUGCUACAUAAAUACUAGUAACUAUUGACAAACUAUAUAAUUGGUAAUUUUAAUUAAGUAUAAUUGAGAUUUCUUUAUACUAAAAAUAUUUUCAAAAACAAUAUUCUCGAAAUAUCAUUUCACAUCCGUGCUUAUAGAGUAAAUGAUUGAUUUUAAUUUGUUUGGUGCCUGAAAAUUAUUUUUAGUACAAAUUGUUAAAAUUUAACGGAACGACCAGCAGUGGUGUAUUAUUAAUUAAACCGAAUAUCGAGAAGCAGAAAAAAACGAUUUCCGUCUCUCGUGGUUGAAAUACGACCGUGAGGCCGAUUGAUUCGUUUUUUCUUCCUUUUCUUCAGUUUCUUUUUAUCGAUUAAAUUCAUUUAUCUAGGUAGUCUUAAUCUUAAAUUAGUCUGCUUAGAUUACAGUAGCUUAGUUGUUUCUUAUCAUUCAUCUUUUGUAUUUUUUUUAUAGUUUUUUAUGUUUUCAUAGAUGGUACGGUCUGAUUUGAAAUUGAGCUUCUGAUGUAACUUAGGCAGUUACAUUUUAACUCAAACUUCAAGUCAGAAAUCAAAAUUGAGUGAUAAACUUAAAAUUUCAGAAUUCAAGUUUGAAGUUAUCUUUGAAAUUACAUGUACGGAGUCUGAAGUUCAAAUUGAAUUCCAAAAUUUCGUGUUCGAGUUUAAGAGUUCAAUAUUCACCGAGUUUGAAGUUUCGAUUCUAAUCUCAGAAUAUCAAAGUUCUGAAAAUUGUUAAAUAUAAAAACGGUCCUCCUACAAUACGAGUUCUAAAUAAAAACUACAACUUUUACAGGAAAUUAAUAAAGAUCCAUCAGAUCUAUGCAGAAAAUUAAGUUUUACUAUUUUGAAUAUGUUCCUGUAAUUAAAAAUGCAAAGUUAUGGUUUAAAUUUCAAGCAAGAAAUAUAAGUUUCAGCCCUUUGUACGAGUUUGAAAAAUACAUUGUAGUGAUUUUUAUAAAUUCGAAACUAGGAAUAUAUUUUUUUAAAAUCUAAAGAAAUUUGGAAUACAAAUUUUAAUCCAACAAGAAGUAUAAAAUUAAAAACCUUCAAGAAUAAGUUACUGUCAGGUAAGGUUCUUAGACAAACAACAGAUAUUAAGCAUUUCUAGUAAGACAUCAAUUUUUGUUAACAAUGCUUUAGUAGCAUAGAAUACUAAUAAAAAUUAGACAGGAUCAUAUUUAUAUAAAAAAAAAAGUUCGAAACUAAAACAAGAUAUUAAUUUUAAAUUAAGCUGGAUGCUAUAAAACAUAUAAUUUUAAUAAAAAAAGAUGUAAUGAACUUGAAUGAAGGAGAGAGAAAAAGACAAUUCCAAGCAAAUAUAGGAUGUAUUAUAGAGGAAUUAAAAUUCUAAUGUAAUUGGAAUUCUAUAUAUUCCUAUAGAAUUGCAGUUUGAGUAUAACAGAAAAUUUUUAAAAUCGAACUUGUAAAGGAAUUGAAACUUCAAUUAAAGUAUACAGAGAAAAGGGGUUAGUGUAAGGAAACAAGAUUUUUAGAUGAUUAGAACUUUAGAAAUAUUGGGCUUUCAAUAAAAUCAUAAGUUCGGAUAAAAUUAUAUGUUACCGCUGAGAGAUGUAAUUGAAAUUCCAAUAGAGAUAAAAUUCUAAUCAUGUUCAAAUUUUAGAAAUCACAAAUCAAGGCAAAAUAGUCCUCUUUCAAAAUUUCCCAAUGUUAAAACUGCCUUUUAAUCUCAACAGUUUAAGCCACCAAAACAUUCAUUUUUCCCAAGGUCUAAGCUGAUACUGUUUCUUGGUUUAUUCUCUUUUUAUUUGUUUUUUUUAUUUUUUUUUUUUUUGUUUUUGCAAUUAUUUCAUUAUUUGUAAUCCUCUCCUCCCUCACACUUACACGCUCACGCACAUUGUUUUUCUCUUCCUUUCAGUUUUUAAAUUACAUGUUUGCUUCUUUCCUUUCCCACGUUAUUUCUUUCCCCUUCGUUUUAUUCUUUUCCCAAGUGCCCCCACUCUCUUUUCCUCCCUAUUUGUUGUUGGUAGUAGUUCUUAUGUUAACCAUUGAUCAUCUUGUAUUGUAUCUUAGGUUUCUCUUAAUAAUAUAUUAACUGUGUGUGUUUUGUUUAUUUCUUUAAUGUGAUGGUGGAGUCUGGACUGAACACAAUUAUUUAUCGAUGGCAGUGUUAGUUUUAAUGGCAAUCACAACUUCUUCACCACAUGCCUUCAGUACAGUGCA
Molecule: messenger RNA, 5343 nt
Organism: Bombus huntii
Lineage: Eukaryota; Metazoa; Arthropoda; Insecta; Hymenoptera; Apidae
Gene: cpb
Product: F-actin-capping protein subunit beta
Exons: 4
Coding region: 166-987 (273 amino acids)
Biological process (GO): regulation of lamellipodium assembly; barbed-end actin filament capping; cell morphogenesis
Cellular component (GO): cytoplasm; F-actin capping protein complex
Molecular function (GO): actin filament binding
Source: RefSeq, a predicted model, not a curated record